Molecule: messenger RNA, 1134 nt
Organism: Rotaria socialis
Lineage: Eukaryota; Metazoa; Rotifera; Eurotatoria; Philodinida; Philodinidae
Source: the annotation of a GenBank genome assembly
AUGGAUGAUUUUCAAUAUCAACAACCUCAACAUUUUCGAAUAACGAACAAACAGCGUGAAGAAGAAAAAAAAAGAAAAACAGGUUCUUGCGGUGGUAUUCCUGAUCGAUGGCUUGAUUAUUUAGGUGUUAAUUUAUGGAUUGAAAAUACUCGUUUCAUUGCAUUUAAAUGUCCACUAAAACCGGAAAUGCAAAAGCAUUUGACUGACGAACGACGUUUUACAUUAGGUGAUAUUGUUGAAAAACUUGAUGAUCAAGGAAAAGAACUUGGCUUAAUAAUAGAUCUAACAAAUACUGAUCGAUACUAUAAAGCGGCCGAUAUUGCUGAUGCACAAAUUCAAUAUCAUAAAAUGAUGACACCCGGUCAUAAUCAAAUUCCAAGUGAAGCAUGUUAUCAACAGUUUGUUAAUGUUGUACGAACUUUUCUUGAAGAAAAUAAAAAUAAUGACAAAUUAAUUGGUGUUCAUUGUACACAUGGACUUAAUCGGACAGGUUAUUUAAUUGUUAGAUAUAUGAUUGAACAAUUGGACUUUGAACCGAAUGAAGCUUUAGAAGCAUUUAAUCGUGCUCGUGGUCAUUCCAUGGAAAAAUAUACUGAAGAUCUAUUAAAACGCAAACCACUUUCUAAAACUACACAAUCAACUACUUCUCUAUUGACUUCAGCUUCAUCAUUAGUAUUAACUAAUAAUAAUACCACCACAGUCAACAACAAUAAUAAUAAUAAUGAUAAUAGCAGUGCCAAUGGAGAUCAAAUACAAUGGCCAACAUUAUAUUCUACAAUAGAAAGUAUGUCAUUAAAUGGACGAUAUACACAAAAACAACAAAAAUCUCAACCAAUUCCAAGCUCAAUAUCAAUGCAGGAUUAUAAAAAUCCCGUUGAACAACAACAGAUACGUUCAACUAGUUCAGCUUCUAUGCGUCAUGGGAACGAUCUAUUAAAGUCUCGAGGUCAUGGACGUACAAAUAAUAGUCAACAGAAUGCGACGAAUAAUCAUUUCUAUCGACAAACGUCAGUAACCCCUCGUAUUUUAAAUUCAUCACACCGAGAAAAUCAAACUUCUAUUCAAUCAUCAUCAACCUAUUAUGGAUCGGGUAGUAAUGUUGGUCGAGGUCGACCAAUGACCGGUGAUCGUUAA